This is a messenger RNA of Octopus sinensis (East Asian common octopus), 866 nucleotides long. RefSeq names its product CDK5 regulatory subunit-associated protein 2-like. The record is from RefSeq and is a predicted model, not a curated record. The transcript is spliced from 3 exons. The coding region runs from base 67 to 600 and encodes 177 amino acids. NCBI's taxonomy places the organism in Eukaryota, Metazoa, Mollusca, Cephalopoda, Octopoda, Octopodidae.
GAAAUAUAAACAGAGCGAAAGAAAAAGAGACCAGCAGGAAAAGGUGAUAGAACAUCUGAGACUGCAAUGUAUGGAUGUAAGAGACUCGGUGGCAUUUCGUUUUUUCGGAAUUCCAAAAAUGAUGUGGAGAAAUUCCUACGACAAGAACUGGCAGAAAACCUGACAAAGAUAACUCUGCUGACUGAGGAAAUUGAGAGUAAGCACAACACGAUUGCUUAUAUGCAACGAGAGAACCACCGAAUGAAGGCUCAGUACGACUUGGAAAGGGACCGGACGAGGGCACUGGACGAGACCAAUGCAGCCCUCAGAGCUGAGUUAAGCAGAUUUACACAUCUCGCAAAUCAAGUGGCUGAAAAUGUAGUUUGUCGUGACAUUUCACAGACACGGGAAAAUGAGCGUCUGACUAAAAACAAUAACGAACUAAAAGUGCUGACUACUCAGCAAAAGUCCAAGAUUGAGCAUUUAGAGAAGCGGAUACAAUUGGUGUGUCUUUUGGAGUAUUGGCAGGUCAAGGAAGAGAACGAACGACUGAGUAAAGAAUGUGCCGACAGUUCACUCCGAGUUCCCCAGAUUGUAAACAAGAGAGACGAUAAAGUAUAGUUUGUGACUGAAGGGCAGAUCAUUGAGGAAUUGAAGGAGGAGAACCGUGCCCUUCAGAAUGAAUUGAGGCAAAAAAUAAUUUCAAUCAAAGAAUUGAACUCACAUUUGGACAGUCAAAAAAUAGUAAUUUCACGUCAACAAAUUCAGAAUUUUGAGGCCAAAAUAAAUUCGUUAGAGGAACAAAUGAACAGUAAUAAAGGAGACUUGUCUCUCCAAAGGGAGGUGGUCAGACGGACGUGUUAUGUGGGGACUACACAAACUGAGAU